Wyeomyia smithii (pitcher-plant mosquito) is the source of this 2251-nucleotide messenger RNA. RefSeq lists its product as uncharacterized. The record is from RefSeq and is a predicted model, not a curated record. Bases 461 to 1798 code for a protein of 445 amino acids. Gene Ontology annotation, cellular component: nucleus. The transcript is spliced from 2 exons. Gene Ontology annotation, molecular function: zinc ion binding. Lineage: Eukaryota; Metazoa; Arthropoda; Insecta; Diptera; Culicidae.
AAGUGUGUGCGUUGCGUAGUUGAUUGAAAAUUGUUUUGUGCAAAGUUGCUUUUAUCGAGUUGAUCUAUAAGAACUUGCUAAAAGUUAAGAAUUUGCUGCGGAAUUAUCUUGUAAACUGUUGAGACAGGCACUUGGUUUGCUGUGCAAGCGUUUUCGCGUGUAAUUCGUUUGAAAUAUUUGAAAAUUUCCACGAAAAUUUGUGAUCAUGAAGUAACGCGCCAUUUUCAGGCUGGGUUAUGAGAUAUUGUCUGUAUUAUACUUCGCCUUGUAAGCAAAAAAUAAUCAGCACAACGGGACACAGUGUAGAACGAAGAAGUGGAAAAUAUCACCAUCUUUGGGAAACAAGGCGAGCAACAGCGUGAGUUGUCCGCAGCAGUAUCGGUAUUCGAGCAUAAAUCACAUUCCAUCACUCCAAAAGCAUAUCUUGUGUGAAAGGUAUUAAAGAAAAAAAAAAAAAAAAAUGAAUGAAAAUCUGCUGAAAAUAUGUCGAAUAUGCUUGACGGAGGGCUCUCGACAUAUUUUUCAAAAAUCAGUUCGUCCCGAUGCAUUGUAUAAUGUUUCCUCACUGAAUCGGAUUUCGGAAAAGUUACGCUACGUAACACUUCUGAAGAUUGAUGAAAUGGAAAACCUUCCCCCGAUGAUAUGUGACCUGUGCAUUGUCCAGUUGAAUGUGGCUUAUAAUUUCAAGCGACAGGCAACCGAAUCGGACACCAAACUGCGCCAGUAUAUGAUUGAGAAUGGAAUCGACAUCAUGAAAGAUCCACUUACCUUUCAGCCAUCCCGUGCUUUGAAUCCACCCGUGUCAAAUCGCGCUAUUGAGACAAACCGUGUCAAUCAGAGAGUGAAUUCUGUUUCUUCUUCGGUGCUGGAGGCUACUGCGAAUACAACACCCUCGAAUGGUUCUGCUACGGAACCUCGUUUACUACCGAUUCGAAUUAAGGUGGAAACAUCGGACGCAGUGGAGCAGUCAUCGAAUUCGACUGUGUCACCUUUGAGUACUAUUACUCAAGCUACUGAUACUCUAAGAACUGCGCCUACGGCGGAUGCUACUGUCGAAAAACCUACAGAGCAAAAUGCCCUCGAGUCAUCUCCAUCAUCCAGCAAAGGCAGUUUCGCUUCCAGUGGACGCGAGAGUACCAUGGUUGUGGUUGACAGUCGAAACGUGAGCCUACAGGGAGACGAGGACUACGUUCAAACAAUUCUGGGUUCAAACAGUAGCGUAAACACUUGCGACUCAAAGCCACUAGAUUCCGUGGAUGAGAAACCCAAAAACAUUCAGACUAGUACCGAGAGCGAAAAAAAGGUUCACGUUGAAAAAAACAGUCACAAUUCAGACAAUGCUCAUUCAAAACGAGUGCAGAGUCUACUGGCAAAGCUUGCGAUUGAUAUGGUUCAGAGCUCUCGCUCGUCCAAUUCGAAAUUUCGCGGCAACACUAGAAAAAAACAGCAAAACGAUGAUAUCAAACAAACAAAAUCGUCAAUGGCACAGCACCGCAGCUAUCCAGUGACCCGCCGGCGACAUUCGUUGGAAGCUUUUCCCCGAGUCGACAGUGAGAAGAAGGCCAAUCUUCUGGUACUUGAGGAAACUCUGCUGGGACGAAAACGACUGUCUGAUACCAGUUUAAUUAGUCCAAGUAAGUUACGCUCUCUGCGCGAAAAAAUCCGCGAAGAACGCGGUAAACGAAAGGAGCACGGUUCCAGUGCUUGUAAUGACUCGAAACGACGGCGAAACGCUACACCAUACAUUCAGUCUUUGGUACCGCCAGGAACGAGUCCUAGUAAGGCGCGUGUUUCAUGAGUGAAGGUGAAAAAAGAACCGUGCUGUUAGGAAGUAAGCGGUAAACAUCCGCGACGACAUUUUGCUGACAUUAAAUAAUCACUUAUUAUAUCGUUAACCCGUAGAAGAAGAUUUGGACAUAUCGAAAACAAUGUUAGGAGGUUGUGCUAAAAGUACCAUUUAAGUUUUUUUUGACAUUACUGUAGUUGGAAGCAACAUAAAAAGUUUUUUAAAGUAGUUAAGUUUGUGCCUUGGCAAUAUACGAGAUAAAAAAAAAUUAACUUAUACUUCUCAAGAAUGCAUAUUACGAAAGUUAUCAAUUAAAGUGAACUAUUGGAACUGAAAAUAUUGCUUAUUUCAAACUAUUUAUUUAGGUUCAUCUAUCUACUCUUAAGCUGCAAAGUUAAUAUAUGAGAUCCAAUUGUAAAUCUUAAGCAUUGAGUACUAGAAAUAAAAAUAGCGUUACAUUUAGGA